Molecule: messenger RNA, 2193 nt
Organism: Exophiala oligosperma
Lineage: Eukaryota; Fungi; Ascomycota; Eurotiomycetes; Chaetothyriales; Herpotrichiellaceae
Exons: 1
Coding region: 1-2193 (730 amino acids)
Molecular function (GO): 2 iron, 2 sulfur cluster binding; oxidoreductase activity, acting on paired donors, with incorporation or reduction of molecular oxygen; monooxygenase activity
Source: RefSeq, a predicted model, not a curated record
AUGACUUGCCCAUUUACAAACCCAAGGAGCAUGUUCCAAGACUUUGCGUCAGCCAGGCAGAAGAAUGGACUUGAGUACAGUGACCCUCACAAAGCUUUUGUUGUAUCGAGAUACGAUGAUAUCGUCGAAAUCCUGGAUCAACCUGAUGUGUUUGCAUCGCGAGCUGCGGUGCCCGAUAUGCCACCGGACCUCGCACAGAUUUUUGAGGGAAAAGUGCCAGAGCGUGGUACACUGUUAGGAUGGGAUAACCCGGAUCACGAUCGCUUGAGAAAGAGUAUUAGCUCUUUUUUUGUGCCGCGGCGACUCAAGAGAUUUGAGCCAGUGAUUCGAAAAGCUGCUCAUGAAUUGAUUGACGGCUUCAUUGACAAGGGCGAGGUAGACAUCAAAGCUGCCUUUGCCCUGCCACUACCAUUGAAGAUGAUUGUGAUCUUGUCUGGCAUGGAACCAGAUCGCUGGGAGUGGGUAGGCUAUUGUCUUGCUCUCUUCAACGGUCUGAGCAUGGCACCAGAUCAAUCGGUGGAAGAGCAAAUCCAGAAUGUUCUUAUUAUCCAUGACUAUGUCGCGGAUCUCAUACAAAAGAGAAAAGUUGACCGUCGCGAUGAUCUUAUUAGUCAUAUCUGGAACGAGCGCGAUAACGGACUACAAAUGACUGAUUUCGAACACCUGUCCAUGAUCCCAGGGUUAGUGUUUGCUGGACACGAGACCACGACGCAGGUUUUGUCAAUGGGGAUGGCUCAUAUUCUCCAUAACAACUUGUGGGAUCAGAUAUCAAAAGAUGAUGAUACCAGGGCUCAGGCCAUUGAAGAACUUUUGAGAUACGAGUCUGCGAUCACAGGCAUGAGACGUAACGUGACCCGCGACGUCGAAGUUGGGGGUCAGUUAUUGAGGAAGGGAGACGUGUUGUUUGUCGCCCACAAUUCAGGCAGUCGGGAUGCCAGUCGGUUUGAGAAUGCAGAUAUUCUGGAUCCAGCUCGCAAGACCACCACUCAGCAUCUCGGGUUUGGACGUGGUAUCCACGCCUGCGUUGGUGCACCCCUGGCUCGUUUGGUGCUUCGAACCGAACUGUCAGUUCUUCGAGAACGUCUCCCCAAUCUGCGUCUGGUGACUCCGUAUGAUCGGAUUCAUUAUGAGCCUGUCGGUAUUACCAGAGGCGUCAGUGAGGUACGACUUGCGUGGGAUGUCCCACACGAAAAGUUCGGAAUUCCAAGCGCUCUUGCUGCUGUAGAUUCAAUCGAGCUUUCAAGUCCACAGGACAACAGCAUUACUGUGGUUGUCAAGGAGGCAACAUUAGUAGCUGACAGCAUUCUCAAGAUUACUGUUCGGAAGAAGUUUGGACUCCUACCAACAUGGACACCAGGAUCUCAUAUCGAUCUCAAAAUUGGUACGUUUGGGUAUCGACAAUAUUCCCUUUGUUCUGAUCCUAAAGACCACGAUUGUUGGUCGAUUGCAGUCCUCAAAGAGAAGGACAGUCAGAGCACCAAGUUUAUACAUGAAAAUGUUCAUGAAGGGAAAGAACUACUGCUCCGAGGUCCACGAAAUCAUUUUGCUUUGGAGCCGGCGGAUCGUUAUGUCUUUAUUGCAGGAGGAAUCGGUAUUACUCCUCUCAAGCCAAUGCUAGCAACGGCCAAGUCUACUGGGAAGCCUUAUCAACUAAUCUACCUGGGUCAAAGGCGCAAACACAUGGCAUUCGUGGAUGAGUUGAGCACUCAACAUCCCACAACGAUCAUCUGGACCAAGGAUGAACAAAAGAAGAGGUUUGAUCUCGCUUCGGCAUUGGAUAGCGUUGCCGAGGGCUCUUUGGUGUAUUGCUGCGGCCCAGAAAGUCUGAUUUCUGAUGUUGAAGAAAUAUGCUCUUCGCUCCCCAAGAAUGUUCUCAGGACAGAAAGAUUUGGAAAUCCUAACAACCUGGAUACAGCAGAGAAUGCUGAAUUCAUGGUCACCCUAGCUCGCAGUGGUCGAACGCUCGUGGUUCCUAAAGAGCGAACCCUGUUAGAGGUACUCAAUGAGAAUGGAGCAGGUAUUCUAUCCACGUGUACCAAGGGGGUAUGUGGUACAUGUGAGGUAAAGGUUUUGAGUGGUGUGCCUGAUCAUCGUGAUUCAGUUUUGACAGAGGAUGAGAAACGGAUGAACGAUACAUUGAUGACCUGUGUGUCACGUUGUGUAGGGAAGCAACUUUCUCUUGAUAUCUGGUGA